Molecule: messenger RNA, 6356 nt
Organism: Bactrocera dorsalis (oriental fruit fly)
Lineage: Eukaryota; Metazoa; Arthropoda; Insecta; Diptera; Tephritidae
Exons: 7
Molecular function (GO): calcium ion binding
Source: RefSeq, a predicted model, not a curated record
AAAUUCAUUUCGCCAUACAUUUCCCAUUAGUACCGUCUCGUCAGCUUUACAACUUCGCCUCCUGAGAGAAAAAAGCAUUUAUCGCAUGCGAGUUUCUCAUCCAACACAAGCGUACAACAAGAUAUGAUUUGUGCAAUCAGCUGAUAAACGCUCACGCUGCAACAGUUUUCUCCGCUCCCAAUGAAUUUACUCACAAAAACAAAAAUGUACCGUUUAUUGCUCACUCUCUGCACCGCGGCGUUGGAUGCGCAUUGAAACAAGUAAAACGCAUUGCGGAAAAUUCCCUGCGUUUCAGCAGUAUACACGAAGCGGUGCGUUAUUUUUCGUGUAAAAUAGCAAAAACAACAAUAAUGGACGAUGAUUGCUACUGCGACAAAGCGUCAAAGGGAGAUUUCAAGUGCGGAGCGGCGCGAGACGAUGAGUAUAUAGCCACGUCGCUUGGCUUUGAGGACGACGACGGCGACUGCGACCACCAACACCAACACCAAUAGUAUUAUGAUGACGACGAAAGCGACGACGGCGACUCUGACGACGACAACAACGAAGACGACACAUGCAAAGGCAAAAUAAUUUCCCAGCAGUUUUCGCGUAGCUUUUCUCUCGUACAAACGUGUUGCGGGUGAAAUGGAAAUCGAAAAUUCAGAAUAUUUUAUUUGAAUUAAAAUUGAAAGUGAACAGUUACACAUUUAAUUAAAUUGUAAAAAAUGUAAAAAAAAUUUAGAAAAAUUAAAAAAAAAUAUUUAAAAACAAAUUGGUGAAAGUUCAAAGAAAAAUUCAAAAAAAAAAAAAUUAAAUAUGUAAAUUUGUGUAAAUAUGUAAUUACAUGCAAGUGUGUACACAUUUUACUUGUUAUUUAGUGGCAGCGAUGUGAAAAGUGUUGUGCUGGCGAAUAAAAUGAAACACGUUGCAGUGAAUAAUGUUAUUUACCGUCGGCGUAUAAAAUGAAAUGACUGCAAAAAAUCCGAAAUAUUUAAGUAAAGUCCGAAAGAAAAAUAUUUUAAAACUGCAAACGAAAACGCAAAAGCAAAAGUGGCGUCUAAGCAAUCGGCAAGUGAAAUCUGAGGUGAACUGAAAUGAAAAGCUCCACGGCACAACCAGAGCAGAUGUGAAAGGAAAUAAAGCAAAAACGCAGUGCAGAAGAGCAUGCAAUCUAAUCAAAAUUUGUAAUUUGUGUUAAGCAAACAAAAAAUUUGUUUUGACUGCGAGCGCGAGCAGCAACAACAAUCAACAACAACAGCAAACGUAACCAACAAAAAUUAAAAAAAAAUAUAUAUAAUAAAUAAAGCAACGAAAUUUUGUGAGAAAUUUGCCUUGCAAAUUAUCGCUGCAAAGUGCUUAAUUGUUAACGGGAAAACACAAUAAGAAUUGUUAAGUGUUUGGAAUUUGUUGACAGCCAAAUUGCAGUUGGCCCGUGCACUAAUUGGCCGCAACGCAUACUCGUAUUUAUUGCCAACUGCAAGUGAAAAUCGCAGAUCGAUUAAAAGUAAAGCCGAGUUAGAAUUUGCUGAAGAAUUUAUGGCUGACAUGGUACGGCUGGUUUGUGUAGUGUGUGUGUGCAUAUUUCGGUGAAUAUUUUGUUAAAACUACGAAACAGAUGCAGUGUAAUCAUAAAUAGUGCUACAUAAUUGAUGUGCUAACAAUUAGUAUAAAUAAAUUAACACACGCAACGUAUAGAAAAAUCAAAAUGAAAUUUGCGUUUGCAGCAACCCACAAAGCUGAAUUAAUCACAAUUAAUUGAAGCACAAAAGUCAAAAUAUUCUACAAAUAAUAAUUCAUUAAUAUCUUUUUAGCAAAAAUAAACCAAAAAAAAACAAAAACAAAAUACUAAAAAAUGCUGCGUUUUCCACCGCCGUUCACGAUUGUUUGCCAACCGCGCGCUAAGCUUACAAAUGCACAUGUCACCGCUAACGACAGCAGCAACACUCGUCAAGCGUUUGACCGCGUGUCAGACGUCAUCGACAUGCGAGCCGCACACAAAUGUCUGGGAUAAAAUUAUGUAUUUGUAAUUAUAUUUAAUGUGAAUUCAAGUAAUGAGUAAUGGGCAAUAAUUGCGAAUACAUUACUACACAACAGCAACAACAAAGCAAGCAGUGACGACAUCGCUCGCAUAUAUUGAGUUGCUCGGUGGGCGGUUUUAGGCGGCGUGGUCGGUCAUUUUACGUCGUGCGUCGGCAAAUUUUCGCAUUUUAUCGUAACUAAUUAAAAUUUGUGCCACGUAAUGUGGCAAGUAGGCGAGAACAGCAAAGCAAAAAGUGUUGAAUAAGUGCCAAAAACUUUGCGAACCAAAAAUCAAAAAAGAAAUAAUUAAAAAAAUUAAAAAAAAAAAAUUAAAAAAAAUAAUAAUUUUGCACAAAUUGCAAUUAUGUGUUUGUUGGCAUAAAAGUGAAAGCGCGAAUUGCGGCAAAUUGCUGCACGAGUUCGCCUAAAAACGAACAGAAAUCAUAAAAAAAUUCCAACGAAGUUCACCAAUAACCAAAAAUGUUAUAAUGAACAAAAAAAAGUAAUUAUUUCAAUUAAUAAUAAUAAAAACUAAAAUAAAUGUGUAACAAUUUUAACUAAUUAACUGUUAAAAGUAGCUAAUUUCAUAUAAAAAAAAUUAUAAAAAAUAAUAAUAAUUUCAAUUAAAUUAUUAAAAAUAGCAAAAACGUUAGAUGAAAGUCAUUUCCACUUUGUUAAAGCCAAAAACAUGUGUUCCAAUUAAUUAUAAGUAGGCGCAAGGCAAACACAAUUCUCAACAACAACAAUAACAACACCCCACCAUCACUAUGGCCGGUCCACAAGUGCAACACUCACACACGCAGCGCCCCAACAGCGCCUACUACAUGGGCCUCAACGGUGGGGGCAGCGGUGGCGGCGGCAUUGCUAGCAAUGGCCAUCACAUCGGCGUCGGCGCGGCGCACACCCACACAACCACAGCAACGAGCCUAAGCACUAGCAGUAGCGUGAACACAGGCUUGCAUGCGCUGCGUCAAAUGUCCAACGACAUGGAGCUAAUAUAUCGCGGCAAUAGCGCCAAUUCCAGCCAUCAUCAAACGCAGUCGACACUGUCAACGCACGUCAUCCAGCAACAGCCGUCAACUGCCGCUGCUGCGGCGGUGGGGACAACAGCGGCAGCCAACAAUAGUGGCAGCCUGGCAGAGAUUGGCGGCGAUGGUGGUGUUGGUGGUCAAAUAGUCAGCAUAGCUGGUCCCGGGCCGAGCGCUAGUGAUGCUUUAAUUGUUCCUUCAAAUGCGGCGUUGAAACGCAGCAAUUUGGCGUCGUCGAAAAAGACACAGCGGCGUAGCGUGGAAAUUGUCGUCGACGCGUCGCAGUUUGGUGUCGUCGCUGACGGUGAUGGCGACGGCGCGGACGCCAAGUCUGGCGAUGAUGUCGAACAGGGGCGACGCAUGUCACGGCAUCGGCGUCGGCCAUUACAUCGUCGCUUUUUCAAUUACCUGCGCAAUUUGUUUCAAGGCAGUGCCGCACAGAAUGAUUCGGAAUUGGAGGAAUUUGAGACGCCCGCACGCUAUCGUCCCGAUUCCUUAAGUGCCCUCAGUCGUACUACGCGCUUCACAGAGGAUGAAAUCAAACGAAUUUAUCGCGGUUUUAAGGCUGAGUGUCCGACGGGUGUCGUCAAAGAGGACACAUUCAAACUUAUCUACUCGCAGUUUUUCCCGCAGGGAGCCAACCCCACCCUGUACGCACACUACGUUUUCAACACACUCGAUCAGGACCACAGCGGCAUUGUUAGCUUUGAGGACUUUGUUCAAGGACUAUCGAUAUUGUCGCGCGGCUCUGUGGAGGAGAAACUACGCUGGACAUUCUCGUUGUACGACAUCAACGGCGACGGCUUCAUAACGAGGGAAGAAAUGACUGAUAUUGUGACUGCCAUUUACGAACUGAUGGGACGCCUACCGGACGAGUGUCCCGAGGAGGAGAAAAUCAAACACAAAGUCGAACACAUAUUCCAGAAAAUGGACAAAAAUCGUGAUGGUGUGGUGACGUUGGACGAGUUUCUGGAGACAUGUCGAAAUGACGAAGCCAUAUCACGGUCAAUGUCCGUCUUCGACUCAGCGUUCUGACCAUAUCCACUGGAGAAACGAGACGAGAGUGCCGGUAAUUACCGGCAACACAAAGCACAAUCGUCGGGAAGGGGCAAGGGGGUUACUGCCGGGGGUACUAAUCAUAGUCGUACACGUAGUAGUCGCAAUAGGCGCAAACAAUCAUCAUCACAACAACGGCAACAGCAAACAGAGCAACAAAUGUCGCAACAGCAAACGACACUGGACGAGCAGACACAGCGCGACAAAUGCAAAAAGCCAAAUAAACGUAAGUCAAGUAAGAAAGUCCUACAAAUACAACUACCAGAUAAAGCACAGCCACAGUCAUCACAGCCAGAAUUACAGCCACACCAGCAGCGCUCAGCCGAUGCACUAAUAAGCCAAACUUCUUCAACCACAAAUUGCGAGAAACCUCAACUGCGCGAAAUCACUGACAAGCGUACACACAGCGCGACCGCAGGCAAUGCGCCUACUUCCAGCAGCGAUGCCUCCACUGCCUCAUGCGACAGCGAUAGCGAAGAAGCGGUCAGCGACAAGCUGGCCUCCAUGUGCCAUCACUGCCUGCGGCCACAAAUCGAGCUACAGUUACGCCAUUUGCGUCCUCAUCAACGUCGGCAAUGGAGUCGUUUGCUGCAGCAGCAGCGCAGCAAGCGGCGUUCGAGUAAAACCCGCAAGGAGGUGAGCUGGAGUGGUGCGCACGGUGAAAACGGCAGCGGGCGACGCGAUGGGCACGACGGUGGCGGAGAUGGUGGUAAUGAGGGCGCAGUUACGGCGGGGUGGCAACGCUAUGGCAGCAACGACUACAUGCUGCCCACGAACACCUAUACGAGCGGUGUGCAUUGGUCGCGACGCGACGUCAGCGCUGCGGUGCGGUAUCGCUGUCCGCAGGUGGGCCCCAAAUCCGCACCCUAUCACUUCCACCAUCCACAACAACUACACAAUGCAUAUCAGUUGCAAUUAUUGCUGCAACAAUGCGAUUAUGUGCCGCCGUCAUACUACCAGCAUCAGCAGCAGCAGCAACAACAACAACAACCAUAUUAUGAGCGGCACGCGGCACUGCAUAAUAGCAAAAUGGACUGCAACAACACCAGCACCGCAGCUGCUUCGACUACUACUACGGCCACAACGGCAACCACUAUAAACAUUGAAUGUGAGUCUCACAUGCAAUUACAAAAACAACACGAUAGAAAUGUAAGAUUGCAGCAAAAUCAAAAUUUAUACGCAACAACAAACAUACAAACUGCCACAUCGAGCGGUUGCAGCGACGCCUGCUGCACCAGCAAUGCCAGCUCAGUGGCGGCGGCCUCGGCGCUAACUGCACCAGCGGGAACCACAGUAGCUUUGCAACCACAGUCCACAACUCACGCUCUAGAUCGCGCCACAAGGGGCACAGUCAGCGACAGUGAGCUACAGUUGCAACAGCACCUGCCCACGUCCGAGUCGCCGUCUUUGGUGAAGGUCCGCGCCUGGUACACAGUGGCCAAACAGGGUGUUUCUUGCUAAUAGUAGUUUCAUUCCUACAUCUCUCGCCUUUGGAACAGCUCAGUAUUUAUGCUAUUACCACUUACUACCUAACUAAUUGUGGUUCGAAUGUGGUUAUUGUUUUGAGUUUUAUGAAAAGAAAUAGUUGUAAUUUAAGUAGGAGGCCGUUCCAAAUUAGCAAGUUACUAUAAGCGCACGAUUUCAUUCUGUACAUAUAAACGUUUAUAUAAUAAGUACAGCUUUGUGGCGUUCCUAAGCACGGUUACGUCGAGCCUGCUGUGUUUCCAAAAUUAUUCAGAUGUUCCGCCAUUCAUUUUUUCUGUCUUUUUUAUGUGUCUUCUUUUAUUAUGCCAUUUUCCUUUAUUUAUGCAACUUUAUUGUUCGAUUCACCAGUCUCACAACAUCAAAGAAUCAAGAAAUACUAUCAGAACACUAUUUAAAAAAUUACUUAAUACUUUUUAUUACAAACACCAUCAUAUAUAUAUAUUGUGUAUUUCCACCCCCAGCUUCGAUAUCGCUAUCUUUAUAAAGAAAGUCAGUGAAGAUAGAUAGAUAGAUAGUAAAAUUGAGGUUUUGAACUGCGAUCUAUGGUCUAUUGUGCGCUCCCCUACAUCACACAUGGUCAUAAAAGUCCAGCAACCUGAACAAUUCCAGGAGCCUGCUGGGAGCGACUGAGGUGAUGUGAUCCCUGUCCAAGUAGAUGGAAUCUAGGGCCUUGAGCCUGCUUCUGCCAAUUGCUGGGCAAUCCCAAAUCUGGUGUUUCCUAUUUCAUGUCGCAGAACUGGCAGUCAGUGGGGAUGUAUCUUCCAUAGCAACCGUACUUUCUAUUAAAAA